AAUGUCAACAAGACCAAGGCCCUCCUGUUCGGCUCACGUCAGCGCCUCCUCACCUCAGGCGGAUUCACCAUCCAUGGAUGCACAUUCCACCUUACUAAACUAGUCCAGAACCUUGACUGAAAACUGAGCCAUUGACUUUCUGAUGCAAUGAGCAGAGCAGCCAUUACCCUGGUCAGGACGGGGAUCAUCCUGCUCUGGCUCUACCCUUUGACUCCAGGCCGGGAAAGGAAACAGACAAAGUGGCCUGUUAUAUCUGACAAACCCUUUAUUGUGGUGUGGAACGCUCCCACAGCAAACUGCAAAUCAGUAUAUGGCAUAGACCUGGGCCUGGAUGUUUUUGACAUUGUGGCAAACCAAAAUGCUACAUUUAUUGGACAGAACAUCACCAUAUUUUACUACGAUAAUCUGGGCUAUUACCCAUACUAUACUGCAGCUGGAGCCUCAGUGAAUGGGGGUGUCCCUCAGAAUGGCAGUCUGAAGGCACACCUCGCCAAGGCCCAGGCGGACAUGGAGAAAGAGAUCCCAUUAACGGACUACAGUGGUCUCUCUGUCAUCGACUGGGAGGCUUGGAGGCCCUCCUGGAUAAGGAACUGGGCUAAGCAGGCCAUUUACCGCCAAAAAUCAGAAGAGCUGGUCCGAGAGGAGCAUCCACGUUGGCCUGAAAGUCAGGUGACCAGGCAAGCCCAGGUUGAAUUUGAACAAGAGGCCCAGGCCUUCAUGGGACAGACACUGAAGUUAGCUAAAGGCCUGAGGCCUAGUGGGCUGUGGGGCUAUUAUGGUUUUCCCUGUUGCUAUAACAGCAUAGAUGGGAUGGCUUCUGAGAAUUACACGGGCAAGUGUCCCGAUGUGGAGAAAGAGAGGAACGACCGGCUGGGCUGGCUCUGGAGGGAAAGUGUGGCCUUGUACCCAAGCAUCUACCUGAAUGAGCAACUGCGCUCUUCGCAGAGAGCCCUGAAAUAUGUUCAUCACCGUGUCGGAGAGGCCCUGCGGCUGGCAGAGGUGCGAGAGAACGUCAGCCUCCCUGUGCUGCCAUAUGCUCGCAUUGUGUAUGUGAGCACCAUGGACAUCCUGACCCAGAUUGACCUGGUGCACACGAUUGGAGAGAGUGCAGCGAUGGGAGCCGCUGGGGUUGUCCUGUGGGGGAACGGGGACUAUGCUCGAUCCCAGGAGUCCUGUGAAGUGGUGAAAGCGUACAUCAGUGGUGUCCUGGGUCACUACAUUGUCAAUGUGACAAGUGCUGCGGCACUGUGCGCUCGGGCACUGUGCUCCAGUCACGGCCGGUGCGUGAGAAAAGAUGAGGGCGCCAGAAUUUAUCUGCACCUGAACCCUGAGACCUUCACCGUGAGGAGGAACCUGGAACCAGGGGGACCCCACUUCCUGCUGUGGGGCAACCUGGCAGAGGAGGACCUGAAAAGAAUGCAGGACAGUUUCCAAUGCCAGUGUUAUUGGGGCUGGAAGGGCACACACUGCCAGGAGAGCCACAGCAUAGAGAAUUGACACUUGUAAUGAAACACACGAUUAUGUUACAAUUAAAAUGUUUUCGUUUA
This is a messenger RNA of Callorhinchus milii (elephant shark), 1547 nucleotides long. RefSeq names its product hyaluronidase-1. The coding region runs from base 148 to 1497 and encodes 449 amino acids. Gene Ontology annotation, molecular function: hyalurononglucosaminidase activity. Gene Ontology annotation, biological process: hyaluronan catabolic process; carbohydrate metabolic process. NCBI's taxonomy places the organism in Eukaryota, Metazoa, Chordata, Chondrichthyes, Chimaeriformes, Callorhinchidae. The record is from RefSeq and is a predicted model, not a curated record. The transcript is spliced from 4 exons.